Molecule: messenger RNA, 1505 nt
Organism: Andrographis paniculata
Lineage: Eukaryota; Viridiplantae; Streptophyta; Magnoliopsida; Lamiales; Acanthaceae
Product: nuclear transcription factor Y subunit A-7-like
Exons: 8
Coding region: 724-1341 (205 amino acids)
Biological process (GO): regulation of transcription by RNA polymerase II
Cellular component (GO): CCAAT-binding factor complex
Molecular function (GO): RNA polymerase II cis-regulatory region sequence-specific DNA binding; DNA-binding transcription factor activity, RNA polymerase II-specific
Source: RefSeq, a predicted model, not a curated record
CCGUAAGAUCUGCUGACGCCAUCUGUAAAGGGAGGGGGACCCACAAAAUGAAUGGCUGAGAUCAGUUCUGUCAAAGAAGGACCACUGGACCACGCUCCUCUUAGCCACAUAUUCAACUUUUGCUCCAGUCACAAGCUGGACACGUGCUAUCAUCUCCAGGUUUUCGUGUACGGCACUCCUGGCCUACAUACACCAGGCACAAUUUAUACCAGCCAGUGAAGCACCGACACGCGUCCCUUGGUAAAUUCUAAUUGGAUAUUCCUCCGGCGCACACAGUUUAAUUACCACUGAUUUAAUCUUCAAUUAACCAGAAAAAUAAUCUUGUACAUAAUUGUAGGAUAAUAAUACUAAUAACUCAUGUUUGAUUGUGGGUACCAAAAAUUAUGUUUCUAGAAGUUACCCACAGCUAAAAAUGGCAAAGGAGAUAUGAUUAACUGAGCGUGGUUAAAAAAGAGAAUAGAAUCUCCAGCGACGCUACUGUUCCAUAUUAUACAUCACAUACACACAUAGAGCCAGGUAGAGUGAGAAAGCAAGGGGAGAGAGCAGAGGACGGACUGUCGACACUUGGCCAAUUGAAUUGGAUUCCCUCUCAAUCAGAUUUCUUGGUUAUCGACGCCAAGCCGCAAUAUGACAUCGUCGAUUCACAGUUUCUCUGAUAUGAUAUUCAUUUUCUCUGAACUCAAGGGUUGUUAUCUCCACUCCUGAGAAACUCAAAGUCAUUUGAUGGGUAAUUGGACGUAUAAUAGUGAGGCUGAUGAGCAGCAAAAGCAUGCAGAAUCUUGCACACAACAUUCACCUACAGCCAGUGGGAUGUCUCAUGCUGGUUUUCCAUCAUCAACAAUGCAUUAUGGAGCACCCGCUCAACCUGGAGUUGGAAAUGUGAUGGCACAAACAGCCUACCCCUAUCCAGAUCCUUACUACCGUAGUAUAUUUGCUCCUUAUGACGUACAGUCUUAUCCAGCACAAGCUUAUCCUCCCCAGCCUAUGGUUCAUCUUCAGUUUAUGGGAAUCCAGCAAGCCGGCGUUCCUUUGCCAUCCGAAGCAGUUGAGGAGCCAGUCUUUGUGAAUGCAAAACAAUAUCAUGGAAUCUUGCGACGCAGGCAGUCCCGUGCAAAAGCAGAGUCGGAGAAUAAAAUGGCGAAGUCACGGAAGCCAUACUUGCAUGAAUCCCGGCAUUUGCAUGCCCUGAGAAGAGCUCGAGGAGUGGGAGGCCGUUUCCAGAAAAAGAACGGCGACCGCCAGAAGACCGAAGUGGACUCAAGUGAGAAAUCACAGAACAGCAUCAACCAGGACUAUGAAAAGGAUGAUAGCAACUACCAAGAAAGUGCUCCCUCUAUUUGAAUGAAUGCCAAUUUGAUCAUAAAUCAGACAGUGGUCUCACUCUAUUUGGUAUCAUUCUGAUAUACACCUUGAUCGUGGGUUUAAGGUUGCCAGGAUUUAAGAUUUAGUUGCCCAUAUACGUGUGUGUGUGUGUGUGUGUAUCUAUUAUGAAUGUAUAUUAUUCA